Molecule: messenger RNA, 2209 nt
Organism: Cebus imitator (Panamanian white-faced capuchin)
Lineage: Eukaryota; Metazoa; Chordata; Mammalia; Primates; Cebidae
Gene: HAO2
Product: hydroxyacid oxidase 2
Exons: 8
Coding region: 162-1295 (377 amino acids)
Molecular function (GO): oxidoreductase activity; FMN binding
Source: RefSeq, a predicted model, not a curated record
UGCCGAGCAGGAUGUUUUCAUUAAAAGAUUAACUUGGAGCCUUCAGCCUGUUCUUUAGCAUGAACUGUGGGUAGUGACGUGGUGUGUUUCCUAACACCUCCAGCAGUGAGCCAGGCUUUGAGUGGCUGCCUCUAAACACCUCUUUCCCUGAGGACUGGGAGAUGUCAGAAUCAGGUUUGUCACUGAGCGUGUUCUGUGUGCUUGGAACUGAGAAAGGAGAUGAAGUGGCAGGUCCAGAAAUGUCCUUGGUGUGUCUGACAGACUUUCAGGCUUAUGCACGGGAGCACCUGUCUAAGUCAACUCGGGAUUUUAUCGAAGGAGGAGCAGAUGACAGCGUCACACGGGAUGACAACACUGCCGCAUUUAAAAGAAUUCGCCUCCGUCCCCGGUACCUGAGAGAUGUGUCUGAGGUGGACACCAGGACCACAAUACAAGGGGAGGAGAUCAGCGCCCCUAUCGGCAUUGCACCCACAGGCUUCCACUGCCUUGUCUGGCCUGAUGGAGAAAUGAGCACAGCAAGAGCCGCCCAGGCAGCUGGUAUCUGUUACAUCACCAGCACACUUGCCAGCUGCAGCCUUGAAGACAUUGUUACUGCAGCUCCCGAAGGCCUCCGAUGGUUCCAACUCUAUGUGCAUCCAGACCGGCAGCUGAACAAACAGCUCAUCCACAGGGUAGAAUCCCUAGGUUUUAAAGCUUUGGUAAUAACUUUGGAUACACCUGUAUGUGGCAACAGACGAUAUGACAUUCAAAACCAAUUGAGGAGGAACUUAACACUAAAAGAUCUUCAAUCACCUAAAAAGGGAAAUUCAUUACCUUAUUUCCAGAUGGCUUCUAUCAGCACUUCUCUCUGCUGGAAAGAUCUCUCCUGGUUUCAGAGCAUCACUCGAUUGCCCAUCAUCCUUAAAGGGAUUUUGACAAGGGAGGAUGCAGAGUUAGCUGUGAAGCACAAUGUCCAAGGCAUCAUUGUUUCCAACCAUGGUGGGAGGCAGCUUGAUGAGGUUCUUGCUUCAAUUGAUGCUUUGACAGAAGUGGUGGCUGCAGUAAAGGGGAAAAUUGAAGUCUACCUGGAUGGUGGGGUCCGAACUGGCAAUGACGUGCUGAAGGCUCUGGCCCUCGGGGCUAAGUGCGUGUUUCUUGGGAGACCCAUCCUAUGGGGUCUUGCCUGCAAGGGUGAACACGGUGUUAAGGAAGUUUUGAACAUUUUAACAAAUGAAUUCCGCACUUCCAUGGCCCUUACAGGCUGCCGGUCGGUCGCUGAGAUCAAUCGACAUUUGAUCCAGUUUUCCAGGCUGUAAGAAAAAAGAGCUAAUAGCCAGACUGCUGAGGUUGCCCACAGGAGGAUCACAAACUCACAGCACAGUGUGUGAUGCUGUCCCGCCUGGAACCCAUCCUUCCCGGAGGCUUAUGCACCAUACUCCUAAUCCCUCCACCCCCGUGUUUCAGGUUCUCCAAAUCCCUUGUGUUCCUCAAAUGUGCCAUGCUUUUCUUUGCUUCCCUGACUACUAUAUGUUGUUCUCUUGCCUAAAACCUUCCUCUGAAGCGAAAGAUCUCAAGGGGACAGAUCAUCAAUCACUGGAACAACUAGUGGGUUAUAUUUUUUGCAUACUCUACAUAAACUCUAUGAAACGACUGUAGAACUUUGCACUCUGCACAGAGGAGCUGUACAUACAAAGCAUUUUUCCAACCAAAAAAAUAGACCUAUCUAUAGAAAAUAGGGAAAUAGUGAAGGACAUAGACUUUGGAGCCACACAGAUGGAUUUGACAGUCAGGACUACUGCUGGCAAGCCGAGUGACUUGGGCGUGUUUUCUUAUCUCUCUGUGUUUCUGAGUCCCGGACUGUAAAAUGGGGAUUACACUCCCUCAGCUAGUAGUUUGGGAAAAAGUUUAAGUAAGAUAAUGUAUUUGAAGUUCAGAACACAAUGCUUAACACGUAGUACAAGUUUAAGAAAUAGGAGUAUUUCAUAUAUAUAACAUAUAUACAGAUACAUAUAUACAUAUACAUAUAGUAUUGUUUGGAAAAUUCCUAUUAACUUUUCAAGGCCUUGUUCAACUGUCACCGAAUAUUAACCCUGGCUAUUUGCUUAGUGCUUCCUAUUGUACUUUGCACAUUCCAAUAUUACAGCCCUUACUAUAGUGUGCCAUGUUUCUUUAUUUGCAUAUCUGUCUCCACAAAUAGACAAAUAGACAAUGAAUGGCUCCAGACAAGAAA